This is a messenger RNA of Talaromyces marneffei, 1299 nucleotides long. RefSeq lists its product as uncharacterized. NCBI's taxonomy places the organism in Eukaryota, Fungi, Ascomycota, Eurotiomycetes, Eurotiales, Trichocomaceae. Gene Ontology annotation, molecular function: transferase activity, transferring alkyl or aryl (other than methyl) groups; pyridoxal phosphate binding. The transcript has 9 exons. Bases 1 to 1299 code for a protein of 432 amino acids. Gene Ontology annotation, biological process: transsulfuration. The record is from RefSeq and is a predicted model, not a curated record.
AUGUCAGAUCAGGAACGUCCACUCCAAUAUGAGAGCCUAGCUCUACAUACAGGAGAAAACGUCCAUGAUGUUCAACAGGGUACCAGAUCAUUAACUACUCCAUUAUAUGCAUCGACUUCUUUUACUUUCAACAAUAGCCAGCAUGGAGCUGAUAUCUUUGCUGGAAAGGCAGAGGACUUCGCUUAUAGUCGGCUGGGAAAUCCUACAUCAGCGGUCUUCGAACAACGGAUAGCAGCAUUGGAAGGAGGCGCUGCAGCUCUUCCUGCAUCCUCAGGAGAAGCGGCGCGCUGGAUGGCUAUCGCCGCCCUAGCAAUGGCCGGUGAGAACAUUGUUGCGUCUGCUACAAUAUCCGAAGAAACGUACACUAUGUUCAAAUAUCGCCUCCCAACACAGGGCAUCACGGUCACGUUUAUCGAUAUCAAUGAUACAGAUUCCAUCCGUAAUGCUAUUGAUGAGAAGACGCGUGCUGUAUACAUUGAAAGUAUCAGCAGCCUUGGCCUUCAAAUUGCAGAUAUCUCAGCGGUGGCAUCAGUAGCCCAUGCAGCAGGUGUUCCUCUCGUUGUGGACAACACGGCUGGUGUUGCAGGUUACCUUAUCCGCCCUAUUGACCACGGAGCCGAUAUUGUAAUCAACUCAACAUCAGAAUGGGUCACAGGAACCGGCACAACUGUCUCUGGGAUCGUUGUCGAUAGCGGAAAGUUCCCAUGGAAAACAAAUUCUUCAAGAUUCCCUCAUCUCACAGAACCUUCACCAGGAUACCAUGGUAUGAACUUUGUCGAACAGUUUGGCAAUAUCGCAUACAUUCUAUACAUGAGGAUGGCUAUUCUUCGUGACGGUGGACCCUGUCUGAAUCCAUUUGCGGCAUCAUUUGCUUUGGCUGGGCUUGGGAGUCUGUCCCCUAGGGUAGAUCGGCAUAAUAGUAACGCGUUAUCGCUUGCUGCAUGGCUACAAACGAAUGAAAAAGUUGCGAAGGUUGUGUUUCCGGGUCUCACGACGCAUCGCACUUUUUCACGUACGAAAAAGUAUCUCCGUCAAAAUGCCGGGUAUGGAGCAGUGCUUUAUUUUGGUCUACAGGAGGGUGGAGCGGAAAAAGUAGCCGCUCUUGUCGAUAAUUUAAAGCUUAUUAAGCUUUCGAAUGGACUAGGAACUCCGCAAACCUUAAUUUACCUCCCCGAGGGACGUUCGGCAUCCAGGGAAGGGAUCAAAGAUGCUGAUGAUGCUAUUGUUCGUGUUUCGGUUGGGCUAGAGCAUAUAGACGAUAUCAUCAACGAUCUUGAACAAGCUUUGGAACUUGUGUGA